AGACUCUUACUGCUGAAGCGGAUGAAGACUUGCGAGCUGGUCUUCGCAUCGCUCGUUCGCUCGCCGUCGCACUGCGCGUGAGCUCCCGCUUGACGGAGGAGAAUGAUGGCCGCCGCCGCGGCGGCGCCGGUGAUCGCGGGGAUCGGGAAGACGAAGCUCGAUUCCGGAUGGCUCGCGGCGAGAUCGACGGAGGUGGAGCUCACCGGGGCGCAGCUCACCACGACGCACCCUCCGACCGGAGCCGAUCCCCCGUGGAUGGAGGCCGUCGUUCCCGGGACUGUUUUAGCAACCCUGGUAAAGAACAAGGCAGUUCCAGAUCCUUUUUAUGGGUUAAAUAAUGAGGCCAUUAUAGAUAUUGCUGAUUCUGGAAGGGAGCACUACACAUUUUGGUUUUUUACGACUUUCCAAUGCAAGCUGCCUGGAGCACAACACCUCGAUCUGAAUUUUCGAGCAAUUAACUACUCUGCGGAAGUAUACUUAAAUGGGAACAAAAAGGUUCUUCCAAAAGGAAUGUUCAGAAGACAUCAGCUUGAUGUUACUGACAUGCUCCAUCCUAGUGGACAAAACAUGCUAGCAGUUCUUGUUCAUCCCCCAGAUCACCCUGGAACGAUACCUCCAGAGGGAGGACAAGGUGGGGACCAUGAGAUCGGAAAGGAUGUCGCAACACAAUAUGUUCAGGGUUGGGACUGGAUUGCUCCUAUAAGGGAUCGUAAUACUGGCAUAUGGGAUGAAGUAUCAGUUUCCGUCACUGGGCCUGUAAAGUUAAUUGAUCCCCACUUGGUGUCGUCAUUUUUCGACAACUAUAAGAGAGUAUACUUGCAUUGUACGACUGAGUUGGAAAAUAGAAGUACAUGGGUUGCUGAAUGCUCUUUGAGCAUCGAAGUGACUGCAGAACUUGAGGCCAAUGUCACUUCAAUAGAGCAUCUUCGGACCGAACAUGUGUCAAUUUCACCUGGCGCUCGGACUCAACAUACCUUUACGGAGCUGUUUUUCUAUAAGCCAAAUCUAUGGUGGCCAAAUGGCAUGGGAAAGCAGUCACUUUACCAUGUUGCUGUCAGCGUUGAAGUGAAAGGAUUUGGAGAGUCUGAUGCAUGGAGACAUCUAUUUGGAUUCCGCAAAAUUGAGAGCCAUAUUGAUAGUGCAACUGGUGGAAGGUUGUUCAAGGUUAAUGGGCAGCCCAUCUUUAUUCGUGGGGGUAAUUGGAUUUUAUCAGAUGGAUUACUGCGACUUUCAGAGAAACGUUACAGGACCGACAUCAAAUUCCAUGCCGAUAUGAAUUUCAACAUGAUCCGCUGUUGGGCUGGCGGAUUAGCGGAAAGGCCAGAAUUUUACCAUUAUUGUGAUAUGUAUGGUCUUCUGGUCUGGCAAGAAUUUUGGAUUACUGGUGACGUUGAUGGUCGUGGAGUCCCAGUAUCCAAUCCGGAUGGCCCCCUGGAUCAUGACCUAUUUCUUCUGUGUGCGAGAGACACUGCCAAGCUUCUGAGGAAUCAUGCGAGUCUGGCUCUUUGGGUAGGUGGAAAUGAACAAGUUCCACCAGAUGACCUGAACACAGCUCUAAAGAAUUACCUCAAACUUCAUCCCUAUUUUGAAAAGGUGGAUGAGCAUGACAAAACUUUAGAAGAUUUGAAUAAAGAGGAGAAAGAUCCCAGCCUCUACCUCGAUGGAACACGCAUCUAUGUUCAAGGGUCCAUGUGGGAUGGGUUUGCUGAUGGCAAGGGCGGCUGGACUGAUGGCCCUUACGAGAUCCAGUAUCCUGAAAGCUUCUUUAAGGAUGACUUUUACAAUUAUGGAUUCAAUCCAGAAGUGGGUUCUGUGGGUAUGCCUGUUGCAGCUACCAUCAGAGCAACAAUGCCUCCAGAAGGAUGGCAUAUUCCAAUCUUCAAGAAACUUUCAAAUGGUUACACUGAAGAAGUUCCAAAUCCUAUGUGGGAAUACCAUAAGUACAUACCAUACUCAAAACCGGACAAGGUUCAUGAUCAAAUCGAACUCUAUGGUACCCCCAAGGAUCUUGAUGACUUCUGUUUGAAGGCUCAGCUCGUAAACUACGUACAAUAUAGAGCUUUAUUGGAAGGCUGGACUUCUCAUAUGUGGAGAAAAUUCACGGGGGUUCUCAUAUGGAAGACGCAGAAUCCUUGGACUGGUCUUAGAGGUCAAUUUUAUGAUCACCUACUUGAUCAAACGGCAGGGUUCUACGGCUGCCGUUCAGCUGCAGAGCCAAUCCAUGUUCAACUUAAUCUAGCCACCUAUUCUAUCGAGGUUGUUAAUACCACAUCAGAUGAGUUCUCUGGCGUAGCAAUAGAAGCAUCGGUAUGGGAUUUGGAGGGAGCAUGUCCAUACUACAAGGUCUUUGACAAACUUUCAGUGCCACCCAAGAAGACUGUUUCCAUUGUUGAGAUGAAAUAUCCCAAGUCGCAAAGUCCGAAGCCUGUCUACUUCCUUCUCCUUAAACUCUACCAUAUGUCCGAUCUUGGUAUCAUAUCUAGGAACUUUUACUGGUUACAUGUGUCCGGUGGUAACUACAAGCUGUUGGAAGCAUACAGGAAGAAGAAAGUACCUCUCAGGAUCACAUCUAUGGCUUAUGUCAGAGGUUCCACAUACGAAAUUGACAUGCUUGUGCAAAACACAUCUAAAAAGUCAGACUCUCAAAAUUUAACACACGGGAAUGUUUUCAGUACAAGGCAUAGUGGGGGAGACAUUGACUUGGCCUCUAUGGAUUCUGACCACCCUGCUAAGGAGGUAAAAUGUCGAUCCAGUUUACUCCAGAGUGUGGGCAAAUGCUUUUCGAAGGAAGCUAAUAGUCCGAACGUCGCCAUUAUAAAUGGGACCGACGUUGGAGUUGCUUUCUUCCUUCAUUUCUCUGUUCAUGCUAUGAAGGCAGACCGCAAGGAAGGAGAAGACACGAGAAUCCUUCCUGUUCAUUACUCGGAUAAUUACUUCUCUUUAGUGCCGGGCGAAAUUAUGACCAUCAAAAUCUCUUUUGAAGUUCCACGGGGUGUUACUCCUCGAGUCACGCUCAACGGCUGGAAUUACCAUGGUGGGCACACAGUCCUCUGAGGUGAGAAAUGGUCAAAGUCUCGUCUGUUCUUACAAUUCUACAGACAAUUCUGCGAUAGGAACGUGCUUUUCGGAUCGAUGUCUCCGUCCUUAAAUCCUUGUCCUGGCUGCAUUUAAUUCGCGGCAUCAGCUUCUUUGGUUAAAUCUUCAUUAGCAGUUUCUCCCCGUCCGACUGGCAAUAAAGCAGCAUCACUGGGGAGGGAAUCCAGCAUUUUCGCUUCUUUGCACUGUCGGAGUAUCUUGUGGGAUGCCGCCAGAUGCUCUAACCAUAUCAAACAAAUCUGUCUUGAAUCGUUAACAGUGUCAAUUGUCGAAGCAAAUGUAUUUAUGAACAUGUGUGUUUUCUC
Molecule: messenger RNA, 3401 nt
Organism: Syzygium oleosum
Lineage: Eukaryota; Viridiplantae; Streptophyta; Magnoliopsida; Myrtales; Myrtaceae
Product: mannosylglycoprotein endo-beta-mannosidase
Exons: 11
Coding region: 103-3054 (983 amino acids)
Biological process (GO): carbohydrate metabolic process
Molecular function (GO): hydrolase activity, hydrolyzing O-glycosyl compounds
Source: RefSeq, a predicted model, not a curated record